Drosophila arizonae is the source of this 1944-nucleotide messenger RNA. Its product is annotated as G protein-coupled receptor dmsr-1-like. Gene Ontology annotation, biological process: G protein-coupled receptor signaling pathway. The record is from RefSeq and is a predicted model, not a curated record. Gene Ontology annotation, cellular component: plasma membrane. Lineage: Eukaryota; Metazoa; Arthropoda; Insecta; Diptera; Drosophilidae. Gene Ontology annotation, molecular function: G protein-coupled peptide receptor activity.
AUCGGCUGCGAACAUAAAAUUUUUGUGAUUUUUUUCGGUGCCAUCGAGCAACGAUGAAUUUUGACUUUAACGGGCAUCGUUUAAGCCGGUUCAGUUUUCUGGCUUUUGGUUAGCCACGGGACGAGUAUAGAGGAAACAAUUUAAGUAUUGGAAUAUCGGAGGGCGACCGCAGCGCAAGAAUAUUAAUGAGGAGGCAGAGCUCGGGGUGCGGCUUGAUGUUGACAGCGAGCAGCUGAAACGCAACUGAAGCAGCAGCUGCCGGGGCCACAAAGGCCACAGUCCCAAGUAGCAGUUGUUAUAGCGACUCCGCCUGGCCAUUCACACCACGGACGCAAUCAGGCGAGGCAAACACUACCACACCUACCACUACCACCACCACCUCAAGCUCCCCCACCGCCAUCAUCUGACGACCAAAAUUGACAACAUGGUCACGAACAUGUCGGAGCCGCAUUAUUGCGGCGCCAGCGUCGAUGAUUUUCACACGAACUAUAAAUAUAUCCAUGGGUACUUUUCGCUCAUCGUCUGCAUCUUGGGCACCCUGGCCAACACCUUGAACAUAAUUGUGCUGACGCGUCGUGAGAUGCGAUCCCCCACCAAUGCGAUACUCACGGGCCUGGCCGUGGCCGAUCUGGCCGUCAUGCUGGAGUAUAUACCCUAUACUGUGCACGACUACAUACUCAGCGCGCGUCUGCCGCGUGAGCAGCAGCUCAGCUAUGGCUGGGCCUGCUUCAUCAAGUUUCACUCGAUCUUUGCGCAAGUGCUUCACACCAUCUCCAUUUGGCUGACAGUUACGCUGGCCGUCUGGCGUUACAUAGCCGUUAGCUAUCCGCAGCGUAAUCGGAUUUGGUGCGGCAUGCGCACCACCACAAUAACCAUAGCGACAGCCUAUGUGGUGUGCGUGCUGGUGGUGUCGCCGUGGCUCUAUUUGGUCACUGCGAUAGCCAAGUUUCUGGAGACACUGGAUGCCAAUGGCAAGACGAUUCGGUCCGUGCCCUUGAGUCAAUACAUCUUGGACUACAACAACGAGGAGCACAUCACGAUGCAAGUGAUGUCCAGCACCACGCCGGACAUGGCCUGGUCUAUGGCCACGGGCGGCAGCAACACCACUGUGGUCAACAUGCCAAGUUCCUCCACUGAUUUGGCCACCCUAAUGACAACAGUUCUACCCGACACGGGAGAGCGCAACGUGACGGUCUACAAAUUGUACCACAGCGAGCUGGCGCUACACGAUCGACCUCUGCGCAAUGCCACAUUUCUCAUUUACAGCGUGGUGAUCAAGCUGAUACCCUGCUUUGCCCUCACUGUGCUCUCCGUGCGCCUGAUUGGCGCUUUGCUGGAGGCGAAAAAGAGACGCAAGAUACUCGCCUGCCAUGCGGCCAACGAUAUGCAGCCCAUUGUCAACGGUAAGGUCGUCACGCCCACGCAACCCAAAAGCUGUAAGCUGCUGGAGAAGGAGAAGCAAACGGAUCGCACCACACGCAUGCUGUUGGCGGUGCUGCUGCUGUUUCUCAUUACAGAAUUUCCACAGGGCAUCAUGGGUUUGCUGAAUGCGAUGCUCGGCGAUGCGUUUCUCAUGCAGUGCUACCUUAAGCUGAGUGACCUAAUGGACAUCUUGGCACUUAUUAAUUCGAGCAUUAAUUUCAUACUCUACUGCUCGAUGAGUCGACAGUUCCGCAGCACAUUCACGCUGCUAUUCCGGCCGCGCUGGCUCGACAAAUGGCUUCCGCUGUCGCAGCAUGAUGGCGAUGGUCGCGACGGUGCCGGCGGUCGGUUGAAUGGCUAUGGCAGGGAGCGACUGGUGCAAACGGAUGCUGUUAGCAAGAGCAUGGCCAUUGAUCUGGGCCUGACGACGCAAGUGACGAACGUGUAGCAGGAAUGCAGCAGGGCAGUGUCGACAGCGGCAACAACAACAACAGCAACAACAACAACAGCAGCAGCAACAAC